AUGCUCCAGAGAUUACAGCAGGUGAUGGUACUGCUGAUAGACUGGUGUUAUAUUACAAUAGAAAUCAUAAUUCCUGUUCCACAACUCCCCUUGUGGGUUUUAAGGAGUGCUUGGGCGGUCCUGUCCCAGUGCUUUUACAGCACGGGCAGGGCUGGGCCGGAGCGGCCGGAGGGCAUCGCCUGCGCUUCCAGGGGCUGCGGAGGACUCGGCGCCGCACGACCAUGCCGCGGGGCCAGGCCCCACCGCCCCCUCUCGCUGGGCGCUGCUGCUGUGGCUGACGAAGCCUCCGAGCGACCACUGAACGGCAGAGGUGCCAGGGCAGGUCCCAAGGCCUCCACAGCACUGCAGAACUUCAAGCGCAUCGGCAUCCCCAUCCUGGCGGUCGUGCUCGGCCUUGCCAGCCUCAUAGCCAUCGGCUUCUUCGUCAAGAUCUACCUGGACUACUACUCGAGCCCGCCGGCGCGGCUCCUGCCGCGGGAGCAGGCGUGCGACGGCCAGGUCGACUGUGCGCAGGGCGAGGACGAGGCCAACUGUGCCCAGUGGAUGCCCGAUGGGCCGCAGGUGGCCGUCCGCAUCUCCAGGAACAGAUCCACGCUACAGGUGCUGGACACCCUCACUGGAGCCUGGUGCGAGGUCUGCCAUGACUACUUCAACCUUACCGUGGCCGAAGCGGCUUGUAAGCAAAUGGGCUACAGCAGGAAGUGUCUCUCAGGCUCCGCGGUCUCUCUGGUCUGCUCCCAGGCUUGCGGCGAGAGCAGCCGGGCCCCGCGCGUGCUGGGCGGGCGCCCUGCGCCCAUCGAGGCCUGGCCCUGGCAGGUGAGCCUGCGGUACCGCCGGGAGCACAUCUGCGGCGGCACCAUCAUUGACGCCCGCUGGAUCCUCACCGCCGCGCACUGCUUCAAGAACAACCCCCUGGUGCAGCGAUGGCGUGUGAAGGCCGGCUCUGACCUGCUGUCCGGCAGCGCCAACCUCGACGUGGAGAAGGUCAUCCUGGCCAAGGUGACACCCGCCACUCCCAAGGACGAUGACAUCGCCCUGGUCAAGCUGCGCUCCCCGCUGCACUUCUCUGCCAGCAGCAAGCCCAUCUGUCUGCCCUACUUUGACGAGGAGCUGCGCCCCGGCACCGCACUCUGGGUCACGGGCUGGGGUUAUACAAAGGAGAACGGCAAGCUGUCCGAGAUCCUGCAGGAGGCGGAGGUCAUGCUCAUAGACAACCUGAGCUGCAACCGGGCUGCCUACCACGGCGAGGUCACGGAGAAGAUGCUGUGUGCGGGCCUGCCCCAGGGCGGCGUGGACACGUGCCAGGGGGACAGUGGUGGGCCCCUGCUCUACUCGAGCGGCCCCUGGCAGGUGGUGGGCAUCGUCAGCUGGGGCCAGGGCUGCGGCACCCCCAGGACACCCGGCGUCUGCACCAGCGUGCAGGCGUACCUCAACUGGAUCUACACCGUCCGCAGGUUGGAGCUGUAA
This is a messenger RNA of Tinamus guttatus (white-throated tinamou), 1467 nucleotides long. The record is from RefSeq and is a predicted model, not a curated record. NCBI's taxonomy places the organism in Eukaryota, Metazoa, Chordata, Aves, Tinamiformes, Tinamidae.